AUGAUUAACGUCACGCUGUACUGGAUUCCGAGCCACUCGGGGAUUAAGGGGAACGAGAAGGCUAACGAGCUUGCUAAAGCCGCAACACGCAAGGAGAGCGAACCACCGCCGCAGCGAGAUGGCCACCCGUGGUAUCUAACCAAGCAAGCGCUGGAGAAGGCGGAAAUUACAACCAGACUGCUUCUGGCAGGGCGAGCAGAUGUGGGCAAGUUCACGAGGAAGAUCGACGCAGCGCUCUACCUGGGCAAGGCGGCAGCACUGUACCAGCAGCUGAACAGCGCCGAGGCUGCGAUCCUCACGCAGCUCCGGACGGGCAAGACGAGUCUCAAAGUGUAUCUCUACAAGAUUAAGGCUGCGGUAACAGCACUGCGAGUGCAGGCUAAUUGA
Trematosphaeria pertusa is the source of this 387-nucleotide messenger RNA. RefSeq lists its product as uncharacterized. The record is from RefSeq and is a predicted model, not a curated record. NCBI's taxonomy places the organism in Eukaryota, Fungi, Ascomycota, Dothideomycetes, Pleosporales, Trematosphaeriaceae. The coding region runs from base 1 to 387 and encodes 128 amino acids. The transcript has a single exon. Gene Ontology annotation, molecular function: nucleic acid binding; RNA-DNA hybrid ribonuclease activity.